GACUGACACACUGACCGACACACCAGCAGACAGCGAUCACAGCUUCUCAAUCCGCGGCAGACAGGCGGACAUCAGCGGCCGGAGCCUGGGAAACGCUGCUCCCAACUUGCUACAGGUGCGCACUACCCGGAGGUUUGGCCGUGAACAGCAGAUCACUCUACAUCCUACAUCCAGCAUACAACCAGACAUUCAAUGGCUCGUGGAAGCAGGAGAAAUAUAACAAUGAUGAUGAUAACAGACCUGUUCUGGAACAUUGGGUGGCUGCUAACCCUAAACCUCACCAUGUUAUUUGCAGCCUGCCCUGACCAGGAUCCAGAUCUCCAAAUAUGGAACCCUGGACAUAACAAGGAACACCAUGCCCACAUUGGACGUAAUCGGAAACUGCUUCUAUCAUCUUCAGCGACAGUCAAUUCUAUUCAUAUCUUUGAUGGAGGCAAACUAGUCAUUUCAGACAGUGGCAAAGAUCCUAUUGUUCUUCGGACACGAAAUAUCCUGAUUGAAGAUGGCGGGGAGUUUCAUGUGGGAAGUGAAGAUUGCCCCUUUCAAAGAGAUGUCACCAUCAUUUUGUAUGGAAGAUCUGAUGAAGAAACGGAAAAUAUUCAUAGCUACUUUGGGCUGAAGUAUAUUGGUGUUAGUCGAGGAGGGACACUGGAGAUUCAUGGAGCUCAUAAACUGUCCUGGACAUUUUUGAACAGUACCCUGCAUCCUGGUGGAAUGAGAGAAGGCGGCUAUUAUUUUGAAAGGAGCUGGGGACAUCGAGGCAUCAUUGUUCAUGUCAUUAAUCAGCUUGGAGAUGUGAUCCAUUCAGACAGAUUUGAUACGUAUAAAAGCACAGAUGAAAGUAAGAGACUUGCUGAGUACUUGGACAGAGUUAAAAAAGGCCUGAUAAUAUCGGUGGCUGUGAAUGACGAAGGAUCGACAAAGCUGGAUGAGUUUGCCAGGAAUGCCCUGUCAAAGCUGGGCAGCAAGUAUUUCAGACGCCUGGGGUUCAGGCAUCCUUGGAGCUUUGUCACUGUUAAAGGUUCCCCUGAAUCUUCUGCUGAGGAUCAUGUUGUUUAUCAAGGUGCCAGAGGAUCCGCUGCAGCAAAAGUAUUCAAACUUUUCCAGUCCCCAAAUGGUGAUCACUUUACUGUGGGUUCAGUAAGUGAGUGGGUACAAGAUGUGGAGUGGACUGCCUGGUUUAACCGGGAUGAUGAGCGAGGCUCUGGAGACUGGGAAAAAUUGACGGACUUGAAAUCUGCUUUUCCUGGAAAAAUCUGUGAGAGUCCAAUUGACAUGCAGGUUGCAACUGUUGAUGGGAUUCCAGCCCAUCUAACAGCACAGGUUUUCCAUAAGCAUGAUCUGGACUAUGGGUUUGUUUGCCGUAAUAAGGAUCAGGUUAAUGGCAUCUGCCAUAACUACAAAGUACGCUUCCUUUGUGGUAAACCAGUGUGGCCCAAGGUGACGGUUACCAUAGAUAGACAUAUUAACAGCAGCAUUGUGGACUUAGCGGAAGAUGCCAGCACAUGGAAAGCCGGCGAUGUCGUUUUUGUUGCCAGCACAGAUUAUUCUAUGUAUCAGACUGAAGAAUUUCAGCUUCUACAUUGUCCGGAAUGCAAAGAAAAUCAAGUCAAGCUUCAAGGAAAAGCCAAGUAUUUGCACAUGGGACGGGAAGUAGAUGGCGUCGACAUGCGAGCAGAAGUGGGAAUACUAUCCAGAAACAUCGUCAUCAUGGGAGAAAUGGAAGCACAGUGCUACGGCAACAAUGCUUGCACGUAUUUUGAGUUUGACACAGUUGGCGGCCAUAUUAAGAUGGGUGUGGGUUUCAAAGCAGUUCACAUUGAAGGUGCUGUGCUGAAACACAUGGGCCAGCAGUCCAUGGGCCACUACCCUAUUCAUUUCCACAUGACAGGAGAUGUGGACGGGAAAGGGGGCUACACCCCGCCAACAUACGUGAAGGAAGUCUCUAUUCACGAUUCUUUCUCGCGAUGUGUGACCAUUCAUGGAUCCAAUGGAUUGCUGGUGAAAGACGUCAUUGGCUACAAGACCUUGGGGCACUGCUUCUUCACUGAAGAUGGGGCAGAGGAACGAAACACAUUCGACCACUGCCUCGGUUUGUUGGUCAAAGCAGGGACCCUGCUCCCGUCAGAUCGCAACAGCAAGAUGUGCAGGAUGAUAACGGACGGGGUGUACCCAGGCUACGUGCCCAGACCUCAACAGGACUGCAAUGCUGUCUCAACAUUUUGGAUCGCAAACCCCAACAAUAGCCUCAUCAACUGUGCCGCUGCGGGAUCUGAGGAAACAGGGUUUUGGUUCAUUUUCCACCACGUGCCCACAGGGCCUUCAGAAGGAAUGUAUUCCCCUGGUUAUUCAGAACACAUGCCAUUGGGAAGGUUCAGCAACAAUAGGGCUCAUUCCAACCACAGGGCUGGUAUGAUCAUUGAUAAUGGGGUGAAGACAACCGAAGCUAAUGCACGGGACAAAAGGCCGUUCCUCUCGCUGGUUGGCGCAAGGUACAGCCCUCACGUAGGAGCUGACCCUUACAAGCCAAGAGAACCUGCUUUAAUCAAGAAUUAUAUUGCCUAUAAAAACCAAGACCAUGGCGCCUGGCUUCGAGGUGGGGACGUGUGGUUGGAGGACUGCCAGUUUUCUGACAAUGGAAUUGGAUUAACACUUGCAAGUGGUGGAACUUUUCCAGAUGAUGACGGGGCCAAACAGGAGGUAAAGAACUCGUUGUUUGUUGGGGAGAGUGAAAACCGUGGAACAGAGAUGCCAGACAACCUUUUCUGGGGUCCAGGUGGCUUGGAUCACAGUGGCCGAGCUCUUCCCAAGGGAGAGACAUUUCCUAUGCGAGGGAUACAGAUCUACGAUGGCCCAAUAAACGUAGAGAACUGUACCUUCCGUAAAUUUGUUGCUCUGGAUGGUCGUCACACCAGUGCUAUUGGGUUCCGGUUCAACAACUCGUGGCAGACCUGUCCAAAUAACAACAUGACCAACAUCACAUUCCAAGAUGUCCCGAUCGCAUCACGAGUUUUCUUUGGUGAGCCAGGCCACUGGUUCAAUCACUUGGAUUUGGAUGGUGAUAAAACAACAAUCCUACAUGAUGUGGACGGCUCGGUAUCAGAGUAUCCUGGAGCCUAUAUCGUUAAGCAUGAUAACUGGCUCCUCAGGCAUUCGGAUUGCAUUGAUGUCCCAGACUGGCGAUCUGCUAUCUGCAGUGGUCACUACGCCCAGGUUUACAUUCAGGCCAAGCAUCCAUCAACGCUGAAGAUGAAGAUAAUUAAAGAUGAGUAUCCCGAUAAACCGCUCUUCCUAAAGGGAGCCCUGGGCAGACAUUCCCAUUACCAACAGUACCAGCCUGUGGUGAUGCUACAGAAAGGAUACACAGUGCACUGGGAUGGACUCGCACCCCAGGAACUCACCAUAUGGCUCAUCAACUUCAACCAGAAUGACUGGAUACAAGUGGGACUUUGUUAUCCUAAAGGCAGCAUGUUUAGCAUCAUAUCGGACAUCCAUAAUCGCUUGUCGAAAAGGACGUUUAAGACUGGAACCUUUCAGAGGACGUACAAGAUGAACAACCUGGAUCACGGCCACCCGGGCAGAAGCUAUUAUUUCUUCGAUGAAGACACUGGGCUUCUCUUCCUGAAAGUGAAAGCCCACAAGAAACGGCACACGUUUGCUUUCUGCUCAUUACAAGGCUGCGAGAGAAUAAAGAUCAAAGCCUCCUUUGCUGACAAAAGUAGGGUCAGCGACUGCGUAUUGACAGCCUAUCCCAAGUACAGCCAAAUGCCAACGGUUGAUGUCCCUAUGCCAAAGAAAUUACCAACAGCACAGCUGAGCAACAGUGAUCACUUCGUUGAGGUCAAACUUGAAUCCUAUAAAAUGAGGUUCUUUCAUAUAAGAGAAGACAUGGCCUAUUCUGAAGUGAAUGGGAAGAAGUAUCACCACGACGAUGAAGGAAUGCAGAUUGUUGUGAUAGAUGGAAAGACCGGAAAAGUGGUGGAUAAUAGAAGUUUCAGGCGUGCAAUCCUGCGAGGAAUCCCAAUGCAUGUGGAGAAUUAUGUGGCAAACAUGAAGAACAACUCCAUUGCACUGGUAACAUCCAAAGGAAGACUAAUUUCAGGAAGACCUUGGAUGAAAGUUCUGGCAGAACUUGGAGCCACUGACAUAAAGCUGAAGGAUAAAUUGGUAUUUGUCGGAUAUAAAGGAAGUUUCAAACCUGAGUGGGUCAAGCUCGCUGUUGGGGAAGAUACAGCCCUACUUCAUGAGGUCCUCCCAAUCCCCAUCACAAAGAAGUUGAAACUAUGAGCGGCCGCACUUCACUGCAGAGGCUGAAUGCAAGUCUGGGUAUACAGGAUCAAUCUUGGAAUACUACUGAGUUUUAAAUGCAGAUUGUUGCAACAUAGUCAAAGUUCCCAAGAUGUUGCGGUAGUACAAUAUAUUUAACAUUGUGUUUAUUUGUCUGUGAACAAGGCUUGUUUCAAAAGCUGAUAUUUGUAGACAGUACUUGAGAAACCAUUUUAACUCCAAUCUUUCCAUACACCCGAAAUAGCUGGUCAUUUUCGGAUAUGCUAUUCUUCCUACGUCUGUAUGUUGAGGUGUUUUCAACCUGACUUUAUUUACUGUUGUAUGUAAAUUUCUAUUUAUUUAUUGAGUCACUAUAGAACAACACCAAGACACUCGUGGAACUGUAUUGUACAAUUUACAUGUAUUUUCCAUUUAGCUGUUGCUUUAUCUGGUAACACCGCUCUCCUGAAAUAAUGGCAUUCUAAGUGUUGGCUGAGAUUGUAAUUUAUUAGAGUUGAGAUGCAUUUCAAGGGGACCUUUGGAUGUAAUUUAUAACCUAUCAUUUGAAUAAAUUACAGAUUGUCUAUGUGAUGUUUCCUAAUAAAUGUAAAGCUGAAAAGGA
Messenger RNA from Amblyraja radiata (thorny skate), 4888 nucleotides. It is a transcript of the gene cemip, whose product is annotated as cell migration inducing hyaluronidase 1. The coding region runs from base 193 to 4287 and encodes 1364 amino acids. The record is from RefSeq and is a predicted model, not a curated record. Lineage: Eukaryota; Metazoa; Chordata; Chondrichthyes; Rajiformes; Rajidae. The transcript has 29 exons.